Messenger RNA from Ceraceosorus guamensis, 2782 nucleotides. RefSeq lists its product as hypothetical. Lineage: Eukaryota; Fungi; Basidiomycota; Exobasidiomycetes; Ceraceosorales; Ceraceosoraceae. The coding region runs from base 324 to 2585 and encodes 753 amino acids. Gene Ontology annotation, biological process: peroxisome organization. The transcript has 3 exons. The record is from RefSeq and is a predicted model, not a curated record. Gene Ontology annotation, cellular component: peroxisomal membrane.
CCUCUCGCGAUCUCUUCGGCCCGGCUCUCGCGCUCUCGCGCUCCUGCUGCUUCUGUCUGCUAGGUAGGCGCCCGCCAAUCCCGGGCGACAUUACCCCAUCCGCGUAAAAGAUGGAAGGUCACUUUGCUCUCCAUCCAUCUUCUGCAUCUGUGACACUCCUCCGAGCUUCGGCAUUUUGUCAUCGCUUCUGCAACCUUCUUCUUGAGCCAGUGCUGACCAUAAUCAAGUAGAGACAUUGGUUGGAAAUUGCACUACUUCUCGCAACCCUCUCUGCGAGCAGAGCAAGCUUCGCAUCGAAGUCGCAAUAGUCACCACGGGCACGCAUGGCUGCCCUCGAUUUGCCGCUCAACGACGCUUACUUGUCGGCGCUCCACGAAACGCGCAACUUGCGGAAAGCAGAGGCGAGAAGGUUGGCAGCAUUGAGAGCGGCGGGAGAUAUCGGUGAAGCUGGAACAGACCAGAUCGACAUGUCCAACUCUAAUCCUUCGUCUCCCAAGCUCGGGGACGAUCGCUCAGAGGCAGAGGCAGAGGGCAAAGGCGAGGCCCUCGCAAAUAAGACGGGACCCGAAGCGGGGCUGAUUGGAGGCAGCGCAGCUGCAGCUAGAGGUGGCGCGGCUGGAUUGGCAAUCGCAGCAGCUAGCCCUGGAGAUCUCUCCAUCUCCGACACUUCAGUACUGGCUGGCGUGCCCACGCCUUUGCUUCGACUGCUCGUUCUGCUCUCUCCAGCCAUUACUACUCUGGCACUAUUGGUCAGACUGGCCACGUGGACUGGAGGACCCGGCACUGGGUCACACAGCGUCCUGCUGGUGCUGGCUUGGUGGGGCGUCUGCCUCUACGGUUAUGAGGUGCUCAGGUACGCACCCCAAUUGGUCCUGCUCAGCGUGAUCGGCUUCGCUGGUCUGAGGGCUGCGGUGCGAGGAGAGAUAGGAGCGCAAAAGAAGCGCACUCCGCCAGUCACGUCUUCCAGCCUCAACGUCGUCUUGGCGGAUCUUUCUGAGCUGGCCGACUUCUUGAGCACCGUUUCGGGCCAGGUGGUGACGCCCUUCUUGUCUUUGCUUUCAUGGCGAAGCGGCAAUAGCGCAAACACCCGCAGGCUAGCCACCUUCUUGAUCAUCACUUGGCCCGCGUGGCUCAUUUGCUUCUCUCCUGGUCUCUGGGAUGCCUUCAACUUGCCGCGCGUCGGACUUCAGUUGGGGCAGCGCGUGACACACGCCAGCAGCACCGUCGCGUCCCGUGUAUGGCCCCAUGCUGUGCGCAGUGCUAUUGCCAUCGAGGCGCAAGUAUCCAGCCGUGUCUCGGGUCAAGCUCUAGUCUACUUCAUCAAAUUCAGAGAAGCCUUCCUGGCAGCUGUGGUCUACUACAGGCUUCAUGUGCGACCCACGAUUCUGCACGUCGGAGAAAACUUGCACCUGCCUCUUCUAGCUCCGAAGCAAGGUACUCACAGCGUGUCCGCGCUGGCACUUCUUCCUCCCUGGCCUCUCUUUGCGCUCUCGCUUAGACAUGCGCUGCUCACGAUCGGAACAAUUGCCCUGACGUGGUGCGCACCAUGGGCCGCUCUCAUUCGACAUGCUCUUUGGCGCAGCGCGACAAUCAGGCGUUCUGUGCUAGGCUUGCUUCGAAUUCUCUCGGGCGAGCCCAGACGAGCCUUCGUUUCCGGUCGUGUGGCAUACACAGGCAGAUCGAGCUCGGAACAUGCAGUGGGAGGCGAUGACUCCAAGGAUGAGCUUAGCGUACCCAGCUUCUUUGCUGCGCCUCGCAUAGGCAGUGCGAAGAGCGCAAAGGUCAAUCUCGACGUGACUAGGCAUGAAGAUGUAGAGUAUCAAUUCACCAUCUUCGAGAAUCAGAGAUGGUGGGUGGGAUUGGACUGGACGGCUGCCCUUCUGCCGCAAGAGAGACCCGCUUGGUCUGACGAGUCCAACAGCCCAGUUUCGCCUCCAUCCUCAUUCUCGCUUCCACCUGCUCGCGUCACUCUGAAGGCAUCACCGACAUCUUCCAACCCUGCAGCAUACGUGCGACGUCUGGUCAAGUGGCAAUGGAUCGAUCCAGAAUGGACAGUGGCAGGACGCGAUCCUCUUCCGGGAAGCGGCGACUUUGGUGGCAGCGGUUCCGAGGAAGGAGCUCUAAGCGGCCUCCGAGCGGGACGUAGAACCAGCAAUGCUUCCAGCGGAGAUCGUGCCAGUGAUCUACCUUUCGAUUUAGCUCUUCUGGACGUUGAUGCCGACGGAUGGCAGUACGGAGACAAUGCGUGGGAGAAAAUGUCUCGCAAGAAUCAAAUGGGAAGGUACACGCGACGUCGAAGAUGGGUUCGAAGAGCUGUAUUGGUGGAGUUGGUGGAGCGCAACUAUACGCCUACAGCGGCUGAAAAGGCUCAGGUCGGUGCGAGCGGUGGGGUGAUCGAUGUCAGUCCUGGAUACUUGCCCGUGAGCGCGGGAGGAACAGGAACUUCUUUGGCGUCGAGCUCAAGCUCGGGAGCUUUGGCGCGCAUCGACGAGUCGAAAGAGAUCGACCAAUCAAGCGAAGCCCUCAUCAGCCCUACGUCUCCCCGAGGAGAUCUCAAGCAGAGACUAGCACGCGCGGCUGCGUAGGCCGUCCGUGUUCCUGCAAGCAAGACGCGAACAAGAUUGCUCGUGGAUACAAACGCGGCGCAUGGCCACCGUGAUUCGGCUGCAGUACCAGCAAGAAUCUCGCCAUGACUUACCCAGGUGCGCUCCACCACGCGUGGCAUAUUUUACACUUUGGAAUCGCAAAUACAACCAAGAGAAUAGUAUUGAUUGAAAGCAUG